GGGUUUCAUCUAUUGGGGUUUAAUGCAACUGCUCUCUCGCAUGAAUGAUGAAAUCGAUUCUUCACUGACUUCUCUCUACCCCUGCGAAUGGAUUCCACUGAUGACGAUUUUGGCGAGCUGUACGUUGACGACAAGGCUCACGCGACUGCUUCCCUCGCCGGCGAUGACGUAUGCGAGAACAAGGGUUUUGAAGUGACAGUAGAACCCGAAUCGGAAGGCGAAGCGAAGAAACUCGACGCGGAGGUGGUGGUGGAUAAGGAUUCGAGUCGAACCGAGGCGAAGGAAGAGUCGGAGUACAGUGACAGUGACGAUGACGAUUUGAAUAUAGUGCUGAAAGAAGACGAUUCGGUUGCUUGUGGAUCGAACGCCAGCAAUCAGAGACGGAGUGUUGGAAGCUGGUGCACAAUGCCUAAUAGUGGGAUGGUUAAUGGAGGCAUGAGAAUGGAAGCUACGAAUCCGUCUCUAGUAAUGCCUCAGUGUGGGUAUAAUAAUUUCUCACAUACUUGGUCAAGGACAACUUUUGAUGCAUAUUUCAAUGUGUUUGGGAAGAAGCCGUGGAGGAAUCCUGAUGUGGAUGUCAAUGACUACUUUAAUUUUGGGUUUAAUGAGCAAAGCUGGAAAGAUUAUUGUAACCCUGGGGUAAAAGGAAGAGCAAUUGAGGUUGAAGGUGGAACUCUUGAACGCACACCAUCUGUGGAUUUGCGUAUUCCACGUGAAUUAGACCCUGACGUGGUGAUACAGGUCCCGGUGACUGCUGAUGUUGAGGAGCUAUCAAGCAUGACACCUGUGGAAGCAAGGUCUCUCAGCAAACCAUCAAAUGGAGCAUCUAGAAAUGAGGAGUCUCAUUCAGAUAUCGGAGAAGAUUUUCAUUCGUCUGGUGAUUCGAUGAAAGAGGCAGUUUCUGUUGGGUGUGAAGACGAAAACAGUGGAAGCUUCAGAGGCGAGCAAUCUCCUCCCAAAGAGAAUCGCUGCAGCAGGGAAGUAACACCUUGUGAUAAGGAGAUUAUUGAGGAGGAGAAAGAAGAGACUUGUUGGAGUUCAGAUAAGGCGGAUUCAUCCUCAGUGGAAAGGGAAUCAUCUCAUAGAGAUCGCUUUCGUUUUAGCCCUACCUCUUCAUAUUCUGUUGGUAAAACUGAGGAAUCGGAAGAUUCUGGAACAGAGUCAUCAAAAGGCGGUGGUGCUACUGAUGACCAACGUGAAGCCAGUACCCCACCACGACGAACUAGAUUUGCGGAACAUGAAGCAAACAGUACCAAAAGCGUGGAAAGGAGUGAUACAGAGCAUUCUAGACACAGAAGAUCCUACGAAGACCCAAGCAAAAGAUACUGUCGGAGAAUUGACUAUGGUGCACGUAGGAGAACAAAACAUGCAAAUGCAUCGCCUAGACCAGAUCCAGAUCUUGGCAAAAAAGUGUGUUCUGGACAUGGAAGAUCAUAUCGUGAUUCGAGCAAAAACUGGCAGAAGAGACCACAUUUUGCUUUGGGAAAGGUCGGUACUGAAGGUAGAGGCUUUCCGCACUCAGAUAGAGGAAAACGUCAUGGUCGUUCAUAUUCACCUGUGGAUCUUGAUCGAGAUAGAGGGCAAAGGUUAUGUUGGCGCAACAACAAAGAACCAUCUCAUGGCCGAGGCUUUGAUCCUUCUAAUGGUUACAAGUAUGAAGCGGGUCUUAAAGAGUAUACCUCACGUUCAUCCUUCAAUCUUGACCAGAGAAAUUCUCGAUUAAGUUUUAACAAAGAGGAGGAUAGAUAUGGUAGGCAACAUUGUGAAAGAAGAUAUGGCCGUGAAAGAAGUCCUGCCCUAGCCUAUGAAAGCAACAAAGAGGAUAGAUACGGUAGGCAACACUGUGAAAGAAACUAUGGCCGUGAAAGAAGCCCUGGCCUAGCCUAUGAACGCAACAAAGAAAGAAGACGAUAUGAUGGGGUAGGAGAACCUUAUUAUCAGGACCGUAUUCCAAUACCUAAUAUGGAAAAUAGGUACCAGUUUGAGUACUGUUCUAUAAAUGGAAGACAUAACCCCAAUCAGAGUCGCGAGGAUGAACCUUAUUAUGGAAGGAGGUGUGACUACGAUUAUGAUUUCCCUCGUGGUAGAUAUGAAGAUGAAGUUCAGAGGACAGAAAGUGGAAUUCCAUUCGAGCUGGCUCACAGGGAGAUGCAUUCUUUUGCUGAAGUGGGAAGGAGAGAAUUUGAAAGAUAUGAAGAGGAUUUCACUGAAAUAGAUAGAAGACACCAUUACACACUUGGUUGGCAUAAUGAUAGGUUUGUCUCAGAUAACGAUGGUCAUAAUAAGUACAGAGUCCAAGGUGCUUGGCCUACGCCGUCUUUACCAUUCAGAGAUUCUUGGCAGACAAAAGGAUCGAGAGGUGAUUCUUGGAGAGAUGAGACCAGAGACUUCACAAAAAGGGAAGCAAAUGACAGGCAGAACAAUCUGUUGUAUAAGGAUGCACCAAGAGAUGGUUGGACACGGAAUCUUGUUCGUGGCGAUAAUGUGAGCAUACAAGACAGACUAAGGUAUGAUGAUGAUGAUGAUGAUGAUGAUGAUGAUUGGGUUCGUCGUGAUAAAAGGAGGUAUCAGUUGGGAGAUUCAGUGAGAGAAAUUGCUCAUUCUGCGCAUCCUUCAUAUACUGAUGAGAAGUUAGUCACCAACAUAGGAGUGUCAGCACAUGAUCGAAUCUCCAUCAAACAAAGACGUGGAUAUUUUAUGAGCCAUGUUCAUGAAACUGUUGAAAGACAUCAAAGAUCGAAAAAGCUGAGAAGAGAUGGGAAUGCUUUCAUCAAGUGUCAGGAUCCAAUUGACUCAACUGGUAGACAAGGGAAGCUCUCUAACCAAUCAAGAAUAAGAUUCUCCAACGGCAGAGAUACAACAGAACAGCAAGACCAUCAGAAACCAAGAAAUGUAAUGGGCAAAGGAAACGAGAAAGCUGUUGUGAAGAUUAAAGGUUUGAUUGAGAAAGAGGAAGGUGAGAUCAUUCAAGAAGAAGAGAGGAACGUGACAGGGACUGGAAUAGACGAGGAACGUAUACAAGAGAGCAUUAAGAAGAUGGAGAGACGAAGAGAGAGGUUCAAGGAACCCGAAUUGGUAGCAGCCAAACUUCAUUUUCAAACCGAGCAGGAAGCCAAAACCGAUGUUACCAAUCAAGUGAGACCGGUUAGGAAGAGGCGAUGGUGUGCAAGCUAGCUAGCAAAAUAUCAAAUUGGUUUUUGGCUAUUCGAAGUUAAAUACAAAUACGGUGUAUCAAAUGGUUGGAUUUAGAUUUGAAGGUUAUUUUGAA
Brassica oleracea var. oleracea is the source of this 3268-nucleotide messenger RNA. RefSeq names its product FIP1[III]-like protein. The record is from RefSeq and is a predicted model, not a curated record. The transcript has 6 exons. The coding region runs from base 88 to 3174 and encodes 1028 amino acids. Lineage: Eukaryota; Viridiplantae; Streptophyta; Magnoliopsida; Brassicales; Brassicaceae.